AUGAAGACGCAACGUGUGCGCCGGCGCAAACUGCGCUUUGGCACUGCAAAAGCAGACGCGGCCCCCAGUGCGACUGUGGACCGCGCCUCGAAGCACCCCGAUAAGCGACGAAAGCGCCAGCUGCGCUCGCGUCGAGCACCUGCUCGUCUCAGAAGCACGGUUCGAUGCUCUCCAUUGGAUCGAGCUGAGGGGACGUGGAGCCACAUUCAAGAGCAGUUCACUGCAGCAAAGAGCUUGGGGGAAAUCACGCGCAUUGUGUUGCGGUUCUUCAUGGAGCACGAGGAUCUGCAGAACUCUGUGUCCGGCGCUGUGUUCCCGAUCGUCGUUCCGUCGAGUGAAAUCUACAAGAUGAAGGUGCCCAGAAAGAGACGGAUCUAUGACGUUUUGCACGUGCUGGAAGGCAUCGGAGUGAUUAAACGCGUUCGCUGUGGCGAAACGCGAAAGAAUAAAGGCGGCUACUUCCUGUACUUCGGGAAGACUGCAGUCGUGCGGCGUCUAGCAGAGAUGAAGGACGUGUCUGCUCAAGCGGUGAAAACGUUUCGGCAGUCCUGCCGUCCAAAGAUACUCAAUAGAGUAGGAGAAGACUGCGCCGUCGUAAAGGUUUUCGAAACACAGGCAGCAGUGGAGAAAUGGCCGUGUUUGGUAACGACGACGGUUUGCUUCCUGGGUCUGCUAUUUCAGCAAGAUUAUCAGAUGGGCGUGACAUUGCCGGCUGUCAGCAGCCGUCUCAUUGAAGCGAAGAAGCUGUUCGCUGUAAUGGAGCCGAGCUCACCAUGGAUAGAGACUCCGUACAAUGAUGUGCACCGCCGUGUGUACGAUGUCAUGGCGGUGUUGGUAAGCUGUAAUAUGAUCGACACCUCGCUUGGACUAUCGUAUGAUCUGCGCGACAAAUGCUUUCCCCGAAAGCAUGCCCGAUUUAAUUACAACAUUUUUACAAAUCCGAGGGUGUUAUUUGCCUUCCAAGAUCCUGGAUUGCACAAGAGAGAUGACUCCACGUGCGAAUCGAAGUUUGAUAUAAGGGACAAUAGUGUUUUUUGUAGCCCGGUGCCGAUUGAAGUGGAAGAUCGCUUGGUAUCUCCGCCAUCGGCGUACUGGCGAAGUGUACAGGUUAACACAACGUUGGCUAUUUCACCCAUUUUCGCACCAUCAGUUGAUGAAAUAUCGGAUGGAAGAAGCAACAGCGAGAUGGCAAAUUGGAAAAUGCUUGAUUACGGUGCAAGUACACAAGUGACUCUGCAGUUUGGGGCAACCUCACCAUCAGUGCAGUCUGAAAGCGUCACAAAGUGCCGAUCAGAAGGGCAAUCAGCACCCCGCAUUCAGGACUUGUUCUCUCCCCUCGGUAAGGACACGACUGAGAGUAACGAAUGGUAUGAUGAUUCGCUGAAGCAGCUUGGGUGCUACGAUGCUGACCAAAUCGACUGGGACCUCACCAGGCAGCUCAAGGAUACCUGGCAUGAAAGCUGGGGCUCUACUGGUAUAGCUGCAAUUGCGCCUUUCACACCUACACAUGCGUCGGGAUGGCAAUUCCUAAUUGACAAAGUGGAGGUGAAACUGGUGGAUCUCAAGGUCAACAAGGUGGAAGCUGAGGACGUCACAGCACAUUCUACAGACUUCCUUUGCUGA
This is a messenger RNA of Peronospora matthiolae, 1623 nucleotides long. The record is from the annotation of a GenBank genome assembly. NCBI's taxonomy places the organism in Eukaryota, Oomycota, Peronosporomycetes, Peronosporales, Peronosporaceae.